Molecule: messenger RNA, 1120 nt
Organism: Papilio machaon (common yellow swallowtail)
Lineage: Eukaryota; Metazoa; Arthropoda; Insecta; Lepidoptera; Papilionidae
Product: barH-like 1 homeobox protein
Exons: 2
Coding region: 79-975 (298 amino acids)
Biological process (GO): regulation of DNA-templated transcription
Molecular function (GO): DNA-binding transcription factor activity, RNA polymerase II-specific; DNA binding
Source: RefSeq, a predicted model, not a curated record
GAGUCGUUAGCCGUGUAUUGAGUGAACCGCGACCUCCGAUAGCGUUGUGACUUUAUUGUGAUGGAUGUGAACUGAACCAUGGAAGAGGAGUCGAUGUCCGGGCACAGCUGUUCCGAGGACGAUAUCAGCGUGGGCCGCCCCUCGCCGGCGCCGUCGCGCUCGCCGUCACCUCAAGAUUACUUCAGGCCGCUGAAGCGCUUGAAGAUGGCUUCGGAGCCGGUGGAGGAGCGACGGGGGGAGGGCGUGAAGAGUUUCUCUAUUCUGGACAUUUUGUCUCACAGUCCUAGGACUCCGCCUCGUAUAGUGCGUCCAUGGGACGCGUCUGGUUUGGAGCGGUUGCAGCGGUUGCAGCGGCUAGCGGGCGCGGCACUGCUGGACGGCGAACGGUGGCGGCUGGCAGCGCUGGGCUUGCUGCGGCCACGUGAACCAGACUGUGAUUCCGCCUCGGAGCGCUCCUCAUCCGCCUCCGACUGCUGCUCGGAGCCGCGCCGACCGCACACCUCCACCGCACCGCACACGCCGCUCGACGCGCUAUUCCACAUGACCAGCAAAACAUUCGAAGCCAACAGUACUGACAACGGAGAUGGUCAGUCAAAUCACCUUAACUUAUUCAACUCGAGGCCGCAGCCGAAAAAGAAACGAAAAUCGAGAACAGCAUUUACUAAUCACCAGAUAUUCGAACUGGAGAAACGAUUCCUAUAUCAGAAAUACCUAUCUCCCGCGGAUAGGGACGAAAUAGCCAGCUCUCUCGGCCUAUCCAACGCACAAGUCAUAACGUGGUUCCAAAACCGACGAGCAAAGUUGAAACGAGAUAUGGAGGAAUUAAAAAAGGACGUCGAGAGCGCUAAAGUCCUAUCUGCACAUAAAACCUUUUUGGAGAACGUAACAGAUUUGGGUAUAUUGAAGAAGAAAGCAAUGAGUAUAGGUGCAAGCGAGGAAGCCGCGACCAAUCUUGUGGUGAACGCGUCCAAAUGAAACGAGGCAGCGCGCUCGAUCGCACCCGACAGCUACGAUCGAAGCGUGCUCGAUUUUUAAAUCGAUAAAGACUAUAAAACGAGUGAUCGAUUUUAAAACAACAGACUCGAGUGGCGUUAUAACUUAAAAAGUUUACCGAUACUGG